GGUCAAAUCCAUGGCAACCACUUCCUCUCCCUCCGUCUUGUUCUCAGCCACCGCAAAACCGCCGCAACAAGCCAAGCCUCAAAUGUACAAGCCGCCGUCUAAGCCUCCCUUAGCAAACAUAACAGCCGCCGUAGCGGCAACAGCAUUAGCCACCACGAUACUGACUGCGACACCGCCCUCCCUUGCGGAAUCCCCGACCUACUCUGUAUACUAUGGCACGGCCGCCAGUGCCUCCAAUUACGGCGGCUACGGAGGAAAUUCGGACAAGAAGGCGUCGGCGGAGUACAUCUACGACGUGCCGGAGGGGUGGAAGGAGCGUCUGGUGUCCAAAGUAGAGAAAGGAACCAACGGGACGGACUCGGAGUUCUACAACCCGAAGAAGAAGAGUGAGAAAGAGUAUCUAACAUUUCUGACGGGAUUCAGGCAAUUGGCGCCGGCAGAUGUGGUCCUGAACAAUUUGGCGCUGUCGGAUGUGGUCUUACAGGACCUCAUCGCCAGCUCCGACGGCGUUCGAUCGGAGGAGAGGAAAGACGAGAAAGGGCAGGUGUACUAUGACUACGAGAUCGACGGGGCAGGAGCUCAUAGCUUGAUCUCUGUUACAUGUGCUAAGAAUAAACUGUAUGCGCAUUUCGUUAAUGCGCCGUUGCCGGAAUGGAAUCGCGAUGAAGAUACAUUGAGGCAUCUUCACCAGUCCUUCAAAACAGUAGGAUGAUUAGCAGUUUUCACUGCAAUAAGAUCAGAUCGUUACUGUACGAUGCGGUAAUGAUCCUUGUGUUUAAGGAUUCUUACUCAAAGGUCUGUAAUUUUCGUUUGAUGAAAUCAAUAUCAUCUUUUGCUCUCUUCAAGUGAAAUGAAAGAAUUUGUGCUCAGAUAUAAC
This is a messenger RNA of Cuscuta epithymum, 877 nucleotides long. NCBI's taxonomy places the organism in Eukaryota, Viridiplantae, Streptophyta, Magnoliopsida, Solanales, Convolvulaceae. The record is from the annotation of a GenBank genome assembly.